AUGAUGAGUGCGGCAUCAUUCGCGAGUCCCCUAGGCGGCCGUCCGCCUCAUUACCGUACUCCGUCCCCUCCGCUGCGCGCCGUCGAACCUAUCACUCCAUCCACAGCCGCCGACUUCCAAUCCUCCUGGGCUGCCCGUAGCCCCCCUCGAGCCACCAGCCUUGAUCGCGACCCACGUCCGUCAAAUCAUAAUCGGAAUAUCGCCGCAGAAGGUGGUUCACACCAGCGAUCGGGCCAUGGCCGCUCAAAUUCAACCAUUGACACACUUGCGACGAUUGCCCUCGCAACUAGUCCUACAUUCGCACCACUCCCUCCCAAUCCGUCUUCCCCGAGUCCUCGGUCCUCGAUUCCUUUGUUUCCUGCCGACUCCGCAGACUCUGAGCGGCCGGCCAAGCGAGCACGGUCGGCAAGGGAUCCAUCGCCCUACCGUCCGCGGCCAGGAAUGCCCACAGAAAAUGCCCACCCGGCUGGAAGUGAAAGCAUGACAACUGAUGCUGAACUUUUGUUGAAUCUUGCGCGACCCACCUAUUUCCAUCCCGCCAAUCACACCAAAAGAGUCAGUAUCGACGAGUCGUACAAUCAGUACGCAGGUGACGCGAUACGUCAAGCUCGAGUUGGAUUUUCGUCUGGCGGGUAUACGGACCAGGGCGACUCGAAAUCCAUUCGCAAUCUUGAUGAUGCCCCUCCAUCUCGCAUGCGCUCUCGCUCCGAUGGGUCGGCCUUCAUCUCUCGCCCUGUUCUCAGCGGGGUCCGCCCAACUACCAGCGCAGGUACUUUGCCGCCUAUAGUUUGGGAGGACGAAAACGAAAGCAACGCCUGGCAUCCACCUGUUGAUGCACCUCCCCCAACGACCUAUGGCCCUUAUCCGCCGGCUGACUCUCAGGAAUCUCACUUUCUGCACCAACUCCCGACUUUUCCACCCAAAACGGAAUCUGAAGAAAGUGAUGUCAAUCAAGCAAGCUGCGCGGGGUGUCAGUUAGUGCGUAUCCCGGCCGACAGCGAGGAACAGGAUGAGGACACAUGGAUCAAUUGCGAUGGAUGCAAUCGAUGGUUCCACAUCGUCUGUGCCGGCUUCAAGACCGAUCGAGAGAUCCGUACAAUUGACAAAUACAUAUGUCGCCCAUGCCGUUCAAUCUAUGGGCAAACAACUUUUGUGCGCAAGUCUUCGCGGGCGCGUACAGCUAUUGACUAUGCCGGACUCAACCAAGGCCUUGUCAAAGCCGCCAGUGAUUCGCUCGAACACCACUACCUAGAACCCAUACGUGAAGGCAAGAUUCGAUUCCAACCAGAGAAUUUUCCUCGAAUGAAGCCCGAGUUAGUUACAGCGGAAUACUUUGAGCGAGGGAAUGGAUGGACCGAGCCCAUUGUGAUUCCUGCUUGUUGGAAUACCCGCGAACCGGUACCUCACCAAGACACCUCUGAUUUUGAGUCUCUGGUCCAGGAUGCUUGUUCGCAAGAGAUGUUUGAUGAUCUCCUCGAUAAUCUCCCAGAGCAGGGAACCCGCGUUGAAGAGACCGUUGAUUGUGGCCAGGAUCUCUUGGGUAUGGUCAUUCCUCAAGGCCUUACCGUCCGUGCUGUGGCAGAGCUUUAUGGGCCCGAGGAAAGGGUUGAAGUGAUCGAUGUCAAGUCCCAGCAGGGCGAGGACAAGAGAUGGAACAUGCGAAAAUGGGCCGAUUACUACGAAAGCAGUGAGCCAGACAAGCCAGUCAGAAAUGUGAUCAGUUUGGAAGUUUCGCAAAGCAAACUGGGCAGGCUGAUUCGACGGCCCAAGAUUGUACGUGACUUGGAUCUGCAAGACGCCGUGUGGCCGGAUGAAUUGAAGGCCAUUGGCGAUUAUCCCAAAGUUCAAUUCUACUGUCUGAUGUCUGUUGCCGACUGCUACACUGACUUUCACAUCGACUUCGGUGGAUCUUCGGUAUACUACCAUAUCCUCAAGGGCAAAAAGACCUUCUUCUUCAUUCCACCCAAAGACAAACACCUUAAGAAGUAUGAAGAAUGGUGCAACUCUCCCGCUCAGGACUCGAUCUUCCUUGGUACCCAGACAAAGGAGUGCUAUCGCGUGGAUCUCUCUGAGGGGGACACUAUGCUGAUUCCAUCCGGUUGGAUUCACGCAGUUUGGACCCCGACAAACAGUCUGGUGAUUGGUGGUAACUUCCUAACCAAACUGAACUACGGGAUGCAAAUUAAGGUACUCAACAUUGAAAAAGAAACCAAGGUCCCCAAGAAGUUCCGAUAUCCUUUCUUCCAAAAGAUCCAGUGGUAUACGGCCUUGAAAUAUCUGGAGGAUGAUCCUAUUCCGCAGAAUGUGCUGGAAGCUUUCAUGCAGGAUGAGAAUUAUCGAUUCCACCGUCAGUAUCCGAUUUAUUAUGAAUUUGGGGAACGUGCCAAUCAGGAACCUCGAGGUUCUCCUCAUCACAAUGCUCGUUUCUAUUCGCAAGCAGAGUUAGAGGGUCUGCCUGAGUUGGCCAAGUAUCUGUUGCGGACUGCGCUCAUUGCAGGUGGCUAUACUGUCGAUGGAAACCCCUCCAUUGAUAUUCGAAACGCAGUCAAACGCUCCAUUCCCAAAUGCACCGGUGAUCCUGUGGAUAUCAUCAGGAGGUUUGGCAUGUGGGUGGCUUGGAAACGCGGUAACGAAAGGUCCCCCCAUUGGACUCGACCCGGCAUCAUUGAGAGCAACCCCAAAGUGUCUCUCGCAGACAAGAAACCAGCGGGCCGACCUAGUCGUCGAUCUGAACGCAACUUUGACAAUCAGCGCACUUAUGCUGAGAGGCAAGCGGUCCAAUGGCCAUCAGAAGAGAUCCCUGCAACUCCGAAUCCCCAACACAGCAGUGCUGCCUAUGCACAGUCCGAUGAAAGUGCGACGCCGGCGCCAUUUAAUUAUGCUCCGGACUCCAGCACCAAAGAGGCCACCACCCCCAAGCCUCGAGUCGUGCAACGAGGUUCAGGUCUCGGCCCGAAGCGAGUAGCAUGUGACGCCUGUCGUAAACGCCGCAUCCGAUGCAGGCACAAAGAUGAGCCCGGGGAUUUGAUGUUGAACGGACAAGUCGCAGUCAAUACUUUUACACCCGGCUCAGGAGUGAGCACACCAUCUUCCCUGGCUCAGGACGCUGUCUCUGCCUUGAAUUCACUAGCGGCAAUUGCAUCUCAAACCGGAUUCCAGAAGAAUGGCCAUCUUGUGGACCUCGAACGUUUGGAGAGCUCGGCGAGAUUUCAAUCAGCAGUCAUGGGCAACUCAACAGCCGCUGCUAACCGUCUCAUUGAUGUGAGUCCCGAUGGCACCAAUGGAGGGAAAAAGGGGCGCAGCAAGGCGUGCGAUGAUUGUCGGAAGAGCAAGCGCCGCUGCAUUCAUGAUGAAUAUGGCCGAAUAGAUCCGGUCAAGGCUCAAGAGCGUUCCAAACCUCGUGCGAAUGCUUCUGCAAAGCGAGCACGUCCUGCCGAGGAGGAUUACAUGCCCGUUGCAGCUAAAAAGACAAAGCAAGAGAGUACAUCACCUAUGACACAACCAGCUGUCUUCUUCGGUCAUGAUGAUGGCGAUGAGCAGAUGGCGCAGUCCGAGUUGAUUGGGGCUUUUGAUCACGAACUAAUCGACCACGUUCAUGCCACAAAACAACUGCCGGAUGUAGGCGAGGCACCUCAAGAUGAAGCUCUGUACGCUUCGCCACCUGCCUUUCAGGCUGGGUCUGUGGAUGCAAAGGAUCUGAACUCCAUGUCCGUGUCUUCAUCCAAGCCAAACACAUCCCUGGUGUCGCCGCCUACGUCGCUGGCCGACGAGAUGGAUGGGGUCCAAGAGGGAGAUGCAGUACAAUCUGUGGAAGGAGACGUGUCAACUGCCCUCCACACACCUAACUCCAGCUCUCGGCAUUCAUCUCGCCAGCCCCGUCAUGUUGAUCGGUUUGCACCCGAAUCGACUACGUCUCGGGCGACGAAGCCAGCGGUGCGGGCCACAUCUUCCAAUAUCGGCACGCGCAAGACAACACCUCCGCCAUCUUCGACAAGAAAGCUUUCAUCACGUCCAUCGUCUUCACAUGCGAAGAAGAGCUCUCCGAUGUAUGAAAAGCACUUCCAUCGCCAUGCCCCUACAUCAUUGUCCCCACGUCAGCAUAAGCAUGCUCAACAUUUGACGGGAGAUGAAGAUGCAGACGAGGAAAGCCUUCGUUUGAUACGAGAGCUUCAAGAACAAGAAUUUGGUUUACGGAAACGAUCGACUCGAGUUUAG
Molecule: messenger RNA, 4215 nt
Organism: Penicillium soppii
Lineage: Eukaryota; Fungi; Ascomycota; Eurotiomycetes; Eurotiales; Aspergillaceae
Gene: jhd1
Product: [Histone H3]-lysine-36 demethylase
Exons: 2
Coding region: 1-4215 (1404 amino acids)
Biological process (GO): protein demethylation; regulation of transcription by RNA polymerase II
Molecular function (GO): histone demethylase activity; DNA-binding transcription factor activity, RNA polymerase II-specific; transcription coregulator activity
Source: RefSeq, a predicted model, not a curated record